GUCAUUCACUCGGCUCCUUUCAGCGUGCAGCCAAUGGAGAGUGAGGGCCUGGGAGCAGCAGGCCUUGGGUAGCGUGAUUGAUGGGCAAACAGGACGGAGGGGCUCUCGCACACGCACUCUGCCGCGCUCCGCUCCGCACCGCGGGGCUCCGGCUCCACAUCGCCGGUGGGGGCUUCGGCUCCUGGUCCUCGCGUGUCGGUGCGUGGGUGUCUCGGGCGCGGCGGUAUCUUGGGUGGGGGUGUGAGGCGCUAUUGGGAUCCGAGGGUCUCGGGGUGUGGGCUGCGUCUCCCGCGUGCACCCCGGCGAUGCGUGGCUCUGAGUGCGGGGCUGGCGUGGAGCGGUCGCGCGUGGCUCUGUCGCGGUGUCCCGAGGCGCGCAGGUGCGGAGCGAUGGGUCUGAGGGCGUAGUGCCUGCCCGGCUCCUGCGUUCUGCUGCCGCGUUUUGGGGUCUGCGCGGCUGUGCCGGGGUCCGGCGGAGGGGCCCCGGGGCUCAGCGCGCGGCUCCGCUGCCGGAGCGAGGACGGACGGCGGAGGCAUGGAGCACCUCGGGGCUCACCACCUGCACCAAGGCCAAGCCGAGCCCAUCAGCUUCGGCAUCGACCAGAUCCUCAACACGUCGGAGCCGGGAAGCUGCAUGGUGUCCCACCCGCGACUGCAGGACUCGGCGGAUUACGGCCUGGGUUGCAUCGUGGGCAGCGCCUACAACACGGUCACCGGCGGCUACGGGGCGAGCGGCGGCGGCGGGGCCGGAGCCUACGGCGGCACCUCGUGCAGUAUGGGAGCCUUGCCCGGCUCCUACAACGUGAACAUGGCGGUGAGCAUGAACGGCAACGCUUUGAGCUCGGCCGGGGGGGUGAUCCGCGUCCCGGCCCACCGCCCCGUAGCCGGCGGCGUGCACCAGCCCCUCUCCGCCGCCGUGCCGCCGGUGAACGGCAUGAACAGUCUGACGGGGCUCACCUUCCCCUGGAUGGAGAGCAACAGGCGGUACACAAAGGACAGGUUCACAGUGGCCCUCUCACCCUUCACUGUAACACGCCGUAUAGGUCACCCCUACCAGAACCGCACGCCCCCCAAGAAGAAGAAGCCGCGCACGUCCUUCACCCGCCUGCAGAUCUGUGAGCUGGAGAAGCGCUUCCACCGGCAGAAGUACCUGGCCUCUGCUGAGCGUGCAGCCCUGGCCAAGGCCCUCAAGAUGACGGACGCCCAGGUGAAGACGUGGUUCCAGAACCGGCGCACCAAGUGGAGGAGGCAGACAGCGGAGGAGCGGGAGGCCGAGAGGCAGCAAGCAAACCGCAUCCUCAUGCAGCUGCAGCAGGAGGCCUUCCAAAAAACCAUCAACCAGCCCAUCCAGGCCGACCCCAUCUGCGUGCACAACUCCUCUCUCUUCGCCCUGCAGAACCUCCAGCCCUGGUCUGACGACUCCACCAAGAUCACCAGCGUCACCACCGUCGCCUCCGCCUGCGAAUAAGGGCUGGCACCUGCGGUGUCCCCUUUGUCCCCGGGCACACGUGCAUCCCACGAAGCAUCCCUCUAUGAGGACCGAUGGGGAAGGGAAAUUUGCCCCCCAAACUCUCCCUGCCCGCAGGCCUGAGGAGCAGCAGCGGCUCGCCUCCCCCCCAGCCCUUUUGUUCUUCCGAAAGUCUCUGGUGCCGGCCUCAAACUUCCUGACACGCUGCCAGACAAAGCUGAGCCCUGACAGACGUGGCCGCGGGCGAGUGCCCAGCUGGGGGAACUUCCUCUGGGUUCUGCAGGGCUGGAGGCACCCCAUAGGACUAUAUGUAUAUAUAACGCGCGUCUAUCGGUACGCGCUUUGGACUGAUUGGAACAAAAGGACGCGGCUCCUUGGGAAGCGUGUUUGUGCAGCCAGGCACCGCGCCGGGCCCUUGGCGCUGGAGACGUUUGGGGACGCAACACAUGGAGAAAGCCACCCGUCUCUUGGCCUCCCAGCAGCAAUUUGUGCUGGCGGCAGCAGGCAGCCCUUCGGACCUCACCUAGCGGCGUCUCCUCCCCUUUUUCAUUAAUUUUUUUCCUGCGAGGGGGGAAGCAGCGAAGGAACUGACAGCCUCCUGAGGACGGUAAAUGUGAUAUCUCAAUUGCACGAAGAGCCCAAACUGUCCCCGGCUGCCACGGCGCCGAUCAGCCCGAGCUUUAAUAACCAGGAGAGCCCGGCGGCGCUGGGCAGGGGUGCUGCUGCUCCGUUCCAUGGGUUAUUUCCAUAUCAUUUGCAAAGCGCGGCCCCACGGGUUGCUCUACCCGCGUCCCUUGAUGAGGCAGGAGGUUUGCGAGGGUGAAAAUGGAUUUCACUUCCGACUUUGUUGUUUCUUUAAUUGUUCUGAGGGAAUGAGACACAAUUAAGCACUUCCUAUAGCAAACGCCGGGAAUAUAUAGAUAUUAUAUAUACAGUAUAUAUUUUUCAGUUACUUAUAAUCUAAAACAGCACUGCCAGUUUAAACAGCUAGUACAGGCAAGCGAGCAGAAAACCUAUUUUCAGUGAGAUUUUUUUAAGGCUUUUUUUUUUUUAAGUUAUGCACUUAUAAGGUGUUUUCUGUGUAUUCAUUUUAUAAAGUGCUUGUGUAAUUUAUGUGGAAACGAGAAAUAAAAGAUAAAAAAAAAAAGAAGGUCUCCGGGGUACUGAAUAAAUCAUGGAAUGCUUUGCUCUUCCCUAUUAGAUCCCGGAGAGGAGAUGUGGAUCGGAGCUGGCGCGGGAGGCUCGGCUGCUUAAGAUGAAAAUAGAGUUAGUGCUUUUUCCGCUCGGCUUUGCUCAAGCCUGCUGGGUUUGGAAGCUGUGGGUGGGUUUAACUCCCCAUCGCAGAGCUGUGUGUAGGCUCUGGCUGUGCAGGUAGCGCCUGUGUUAAGUGCAGGAACGGCGGGGCUCUGCCUUCGGUGCGGGUGGGGAAAUUCCCCGAGCGGCACACGCAGCAUUGGGGCCGGCUGUUAGCAGAGGGACUGUGCAGAAAGCGGGGCUGAAGGGAAGGAAACCUCCAGCAGCAGCGUGGGGAAUGAUACCCCGAUGAGGAAUUACUCUGUGUUCCGUCCGUGCUCAGCCUUGCUCUGGGAUAUCACCCUGGGCAGGAGGAGGCAGACCCUACGGGUGGGAAAGUUCCACUCUGCUUCCCCCAAGGGAGACCCCCAGGGAUGUGGCCUUGGCUCCAGCCCGGCCCUUCCCUUAGCGCUGGGGCUGUGUGAGGAUUGUGACCCGGCUGGCUCCAGCUCCUGGCCCAAGAGAUGCCACCACACCGUUCAGGGCUCGGUCCUGGGGUGGGCAGUGCUGCUCGGGGAGGUUGGGAAGAGAGAGUACGAAUAAGCCACUUAAUGGGGCUUGGUUUUGUUUUCCCCAAACUAAGUAUUGCAGGAUCGGGUUCAGUACUUGUGGUCUUUCAGGGUUUCCCCGGCCUGCAGCCCAGCACAAAAAUGAGCGCAGAGAGAAACAUCCGCAGAGGCGGAAAGACUAAAAGCCAAAAGAAGAGGGGGAAAAAAAAAAAGAAGA
Molecule: messenger RNA, 3486 nt
Organism: Gallus gallus (chicken)
Lineage: Eukaryota; Metazoa; Chordata; Aves; Galliformes; Phasianidae
Gene: TLX1
Product: T-cell leukemia homeobox 1
Exons: 3
Coding region: 535-1467 (310 amino acids)
Biological process (GO): animal organ development; regulation of transcription by RNA polymerase II
Cellular component (GO): nucleus
Molecular function (GO): DNA-binding transcription factor activity, RNA polymerase II-specific; RNA polymerase II cis-regulatory region sequence-specific DNA binding
Source: RefSeq, a predicted model, not a curated record